CCGACUUUUAGUUUAUUUGUAUUUUAUUAACUGUUUCACAUUCAAUAAAUGUUCACUUAUGUUACCCAAAAUGUCUGUAAAUACAGGAAAAUAUUAUCGUGAUAAAGGUGAAGAAAAAAAAUCGUUUCAAAAAGAUAGGAAUGUUCCAAGAGAGAAUACUGCUGAAGGCAGAUUAUUUCAAGUCAAAGAAAAUAUUGAAAUUGAUGGCUUGUAUGGUUUUCACAGAGUUACAGAUUUUAAAGAAAGAAUUGGUUUUCUCAUAAAUAUGCAUACUACGGACAUUGUUGAAGAUGACAAACAACUGGUAACAGGUGUUGACUAUUAUUUUUUAGAAGAAGAUUGUUCAAGAUUUCAAAUUUCUAUUCCUUACCAUCCUUAUUUUUACAUAUUAUGUAGAGAUGGCACACAUCAAGAAGUCAUUACAUUUCUUUUGAAAAAGUUUAGUGGUUUUCUAAUAAAAGCUGAUAUUGUUUCUAAGGAAGAUCUAGAUUUGCCAAAUCAUUUGAUUGGUCUUAAGAGAGAUUAUGUCAAAUUGUCUUUCAUAAACUCAGUGAACAUGAUAAAAGUAAAGAGAGAUAUUAUGAAUGUUGUAAAAGUUAAUAAAGAAAGAGAAAAAAGUAAUACACAUUACACAAAACUUUUAGCUGAAACUUUUAAUUUUGAACAAAAACAUAGACAAAUUAUUGAUCACAUGGAUAAUAUUCUAGAUAUAAGAGAGCAUGAUGUACCUCAUCAUGUAAGGGUUUCGAUUGAUAUGGAAAUUUUUGUUGGUCAGUGGUAUUCUGUUAAAACAAGAGGUACAGAGCAGGCUCCAAUAAUUACUCCAAGGCCAGAUAUUGUAGAGCCUCCAGAACCUGUAGUCCUAGCAUAUGAUAUUGAAACUACUAAAUUACCUCUCAAAUUUCCUGAUGCCAACACUGAUCAAAUCAUUAUGAUAUCUUACAUGUUAGAUGGACAAGGUUUUUUAAUAAACAACAGAGAAAUCAUAUCUGCUGAAAUUGAUGAUUUUGAGUACACACCCAAACCAGAAUUUGAAGGAUAUUUUACAGUAUGGAAUGAACCAAACGAAAAAGCAGUUAUUAAUAAAUUUUUCAAUCAUAUUAAUGAAGUUAAACCCCACAUAUUCGUAACUUACAAUGGUGACUUUUUUGAUUGGCCAUUUGUAGAAACAAGAGCAGCAAUUCACAAUAUUGAUAUGAAGGACAGGAUUGGAUUUUACAAAAACAAAGAAGGCGUUUAUUCGAGUAGAGCUGCGAUGCAUUUGGAUUGUUUUUGUUGGGUGAAGCGAGAUUCUUACCUGCCUGUAGGAUCUCACAGUCUCAAGGCAGUUGCCAAAGCCAAACUCCGAUAUGAUCCAGUUGAACUUGAUCCGGAAGACAUGUGUCGAUUAGCCGCAGAAGAGCCGGAAGUACUUUGUAACUACUCGGUUUCCGACGCAGUCGCAACGUUCUACCUUUAUCAAAAAUACGUUCAUCCCUUCAUCUUCGCUUUGUGCACUAUCAUCCCUAUGGAACCAGAAGAAGUACUGAGAAAAGGCUCCGGAACGCUUUGCGAAUCGUUACUGAUGGUACAGGCCUAUAGAGCCAAUGUCAUCUACCCCAACAAACAAGAAGCUGAGUUAAACAAGUUUACCCGGGACGGACACCUAUUGGAUACGGAAACCUAUGUAGGUGGUCACGUCGAAGCCUUGGAGUCUGGGGUAUUCAGGGCUGACAUCAAUUAUCGUUUUAAAAUCGUGCCAAGCGCGGUUGAUCAACUCUUGAGCGGCGUUGAGAAAACACUAAAACAUGCGCUUGAAGAAGAGGAAAAAAUUCCGCUUGAAGAAGUGAUCAAUUUUGAUGAAAUCGUUCAAGAAGUAAAAGGCAAAUUGGAAGCUCUUCGCGCUCAACCGUUACGAAGCGAGAAGCCCGUGAUCUAUCAUUUGGAUGUUGGAGCUAUGUACCCGAACAUUAUUUUAACGAAUAGAUUACAGCCGUACGCAAUGGUUGACGAGUCAACUUGCGCCGCCUGUGAUUAUAAUAAGCCCGGGGCUCUUUGUCAACGCACGAUGGCUUGGGAAUGGAGAGGUGAAGUUCUAAAAGCCACCAUGGGAGAAUACCAACGUAUGUUGCAGCAGUUGGAGACAGAAAAGUUUCCACCGUUGAUUCCCGGCGGCAACAAGAGAGCUUUCCAUGAACUCAGCAAACAGGAACAAGCAGCUGCUGAGAAGAAAAGAUUGUCGGAUUACUGUCGACGUACUUACAAGAAGGUUAAGGAAACAAGAAACGAAAUUCGUCAGCAAACGACUUGCCAAAAGGAAAAUUCGUUUUACGUCGAUACCGUAAGAGCUUUUCGGGAUCGACGAUACGAGUACAAAGGUUUGACGAAGAAAGCUAAGCAACAGGUUGCUCAAGCCACAGCCAAUAAUGACGCUGCAGCUAUCAAAUCAGCUAAAAGUCGUGAAAUCUUGUAUGAUUCUUUGCAGUUAGCGCACAAAUGUAUCCUAAAUUCUUUUUACGGCUACGUCAUGCGAAAAGGUUCGCGUUGGUUUAGUAUGGAGAUGGGUGGCAUAGUGUGUCACACUGGAGGUCACAUUAUCAAAAAGGCGCGAGAGAUCAUAGAACAAAUAGGAAGACCACUUGAGCUAGAUACUGACGGAAUUUGGUGUAUCCUGCCAGGUUCUUUUCCUGACAAUGUUGUCGUGACAACUAGCAACCCUAAAAAACCUAAGUUAGUUGUGUCGUAUCCUAACGCAGUACUCAAUGUUAUGGUGAAAGAUGAAUUUACAAAUGACGUAUACCAUGAAUUGGUCGACCCCAUAACACGCGAGUACACAAUUAGAAGCGAGAAUUCGAUCUUCUUUGAAGUUGAUGGCCCCUAUUUAGCUAUGGUUUUGCCAGCUGCAAAAGAAGAAGGCAAAAAGUUGAAAAAAAGAUAUGCUGUUUUUAACUUUGAUGGUUCUUUGGCGGAGUUAAAGGGUUUCGAAGUAAAGAGACGAGGUGAAUUGCGGCUCAUCAAAAUUUUUCAGUCUUCAGUUUUCGAAGCAUUCUUGAAAGGUACUACUCUGGAGGAGUGUUAUACAGCAGUAGCUAAAGUAGCGGACUAUUGGUUAGACAUUUUAUACAGCAAGGGAAUUAAUCUGCCUGACUCUGAAUUGUUUGAUCUUAUUUCGGAGAACAAAUCAAUGUCUAAGAAAUUAGAUGAAUAUGAAGGACAAAAAUCCACAUCGAUUUCAACUGCUAAGCGUUUGGCGGAGUUUCUCGGUGAUGAGAUGGUCAAAGAUGCUGGUUUAGCUUGCAAAUUUAUUAUUUCUCAGAAACCAUUGGGUUCACCAGUUACAGAAAGAGCAAUUCCAUUGGCUAUUUUCCAGUCAGAUCCCAGUGUCGCCCGUCAUCACUUGAGGAAAUGGUUAAAAGAUCCUAAUAUUCACGAUAUUGACAUUCGAAACAUUUUAGAUUGGCAGUACUAUAUUGAGCGUCUUGGUAGUGCAAUUCAAAAAAUUAUUACUAUUCCAGCAGCUUUGCAAGGUAUAUUGAAUCCGGUUCCAAGAGUACAGCAUCCAGACUGGCUGCAUAAAAAGGUAUUAGAAAAAACGGACGGCCAAAAGCAGCAGAAGAUUACUGAUCUAUUCGAAAUAUCUGAAAAACCAAAUAAUGUUGAAGAAGACGAAGAAAGUGGAUCGGAUAAAGAUGACGACAAAACGCAUGAGUCAGUGCCAGAUAUGGAAGAUUUUGGAAAUCAAGCUGGUCCUAGUAAAUACAGGCCUAUAAUCGCUAGUGUGACGAAACGGAAAAGGACAUUUUCGGAAGAAGAACGUGAAGAAGCUGAAAGAGAAACAAAUAGUUUACUGACAAACGACUGGAGAAAAGUUUUCGGCAAUCCACCAGAUCCGCCUCAAACAAGGGAAGAAUUGCUAGCGUGGCUUGCAUUUCACAAGAAAAAGUGGAAGUAUCAAGCAGAGCAGAGAGAAGCAAGGAAAAAAGCUGGUGCUGCUAAACGAUUUAGAUUUAAUCAAAGCUCUAAAGCUACUGAUUCCGGUAUGAAAAGAACAAGUACAAAUACUCUAGGUGGUUUCUUGCAGAGAGCUCAAGAAAAAUUGCUGGAAACUCCUUGGCAAAUUAUACAACUAGCCGAGACCAGUGAACCAGGGCUGUUUAAAUUAUGGGUUUUAGUUGAUCAGGACCUGCAUCAAUUGAGGUUGAACGUUCCAAGGAUAUUUUAUGUAAAUACUCGAAAAGAAAGAGCUGAAAAUACUGAAAAUCAUUCUUGGGUGAAAUGUAACAAAAUUUUACCGCGAUCACGUCCCGUUUAUCACCUCUAUAAAUAUACUGUACCUGAAAAAAUUUUUCGUUGUCACGGCAGGACUCUGACAGAAGAUUUGAUCGAUCCUGACAUUGAAGGGAUAUACGAAACUCAAAUGACUCUUGAAUUCCGAGCGAUAAUGGAACUUGGCUGUAUAUGCUCAGUCACAAAAGAGGCAGCUAAGGGUUUGAGAGACGUGACUGAUACCUUCAAUUUGACUCAAUUAUCAUACAAAACUAUUGCUGCUCAACCGUAUUUCCGCAAUACUAAGAAAAUCAAGAAGAUAUUUUUCUAUCAUCAUUGGUCUGCUAACAGCAAUUACAGAAGGGCAAUGUGGAGUGUGUUUAUAACGGAAAGCAAAACUUGUUACAUAUUUGUCCAAGAUACUGUGAAAACAGACCGGAUGCCGAAUAUGAAUACACUUUAUGUCAAUGAGAGAAGCAAAGCAGUUGAAAUGGAUGAAAUAGAGAAUAUUGCCUCGAUGCCUGAAUCAAUGCAAUUCAAUAUUCGAAUUGCGACUGAUGUUAAAGUUAUUCACACGCAAAUACAGAGUGCUCUAAAAAAUUACAAAGCUGCAAACAAAGGUGCUACGGUUGUACUUGUGCAAUCUCCAAUACCAAUAAAGCCACUUACAAGUAAACUGCCAUACUUAAAUGAAUUUCCUCUGGUCAAUAUGCAUAUACAAGAUUUGGAUAAUUUAUACGAUAAUCUAGACUGGCAACGAGUAGGUUCGAAAAUGAUGCUCAGGCAUUAUUUCAAAAGCGAAGACAUUUUUACAAAUUUGCUCGAACAAGCUCGUUACUUCCAUGCACCCGUGGGAAAUUUACCAGAUGAUGUUAUCACUUUUGGCGCUGACUUGUUCUACGCACGUCAUUUGUCAGUAGCUAAUUUCGUUUUAUGGUGGUCACCAAAUGAAAAACCAGAUUUUGGUGGUAGUGAAAAUGAUGACAGCAGGUUGUUGACUGACUUUGAAGAAAGCUCAGGCUGCGUCAAAAAUAAUUCCAGUGCGUAUUCUACCGUUUGUAUUGAGUAUGAUUUGAUAAGCUUAGCUGUGACGGCUUUGGUUCAAUAUAAUCACAUCAAUGAUAUUGAUGGUACCAGUUCAUAUGUUGCUUUUCACGCUGCACAGCAAACGUCCCUCCAAGAUAUGAUUUCAAAUGAAGGCGGUGGUGUUGCAUUACCAUCAUAUGAUGAAGUAUCACUAUGUGCAGACGCUUUUAAAGUUUUGAAAAAAAUGGUCAGUACCUGGUUAAAGGAAGUCAGUCAGUUUAAAAACCAGUUUGCCGAUUACCUGUUAAUGCACUUUUAUAGAUGGCUACGUUCUUCUACAUCAUUUAUGUAUGAUCCAGCUUUGCGUCGUAUUUUACAUAAUUAUUCGAAAAAGUUAUUUGUACAGUUAGUGUCCGAAAUGCAAACAUUAGGAUUAACAAUAGUCUAUGCAGAUUUUACGAAAAUUAUUUUGAGUACAAAGAAAACGAACACGGAAGAUGCAUAUGCGUAUAUGGAAUAUAUGAUUCACAAAAUUGUCCAAAAAGAACUUUUUCAUAGUAUACAUUUUGAACCACAAAAUUGUUGGAAAUAUCUUAUUUGGCUUGAUUUAUCCAAUUUUUCUGGAGUCAAACAGCGCUUAACGAAUACAGACGGAGAAAAUUCAGAAGAAAGUGAUGGGGUGGAAUUUUUUAUGAAUUUUAAUAUGAUUGAACAUGUACCUAUAGAGAUGUGUCAACAUACUUUCUCAAAAAUAAUUUCUGAAUAUUACGGCACAAUUUACACUGAAAUGCAAACAAAAUCUCCUGAAGAAGUAACGGUCAUAGCUAAAAAGUUAAUUUCGGAAAAAAUAUCACAAAGACUUUUCCAUUAUGUGCAAGCUAUCCAUAAAAAAUAUCCAGAGAAAAGUUUAUCAAUUGAGGAAAAUCCAUUCCUUGAAUUUGAUCCAAAAAGUAAGACACUGUCAAUAAAUCCUGCACUUGAGCUAUCUAAAGCAAUAACCAAGGUGUUGUCCUUGGACCCUCAAAUUAAAGAUGAAAUUGAUAACUUACAUAAGAAUUUGUUAAGAUUAAUAAAUAUUGGCUGCUUUAGUGAUAAGGCAGAAUGGAAAGAUCCAUGUGUUUCUUUUAUCUUAAAUGAAGUAUUAUGUGAAAAUUGUAAUCAUGUUAGAGAUAUAGAUCUUUGUAAAGAUAAUUUUAAAGAACUUGAAAACAAUAAGCAAGUCUGGAAAUGCUCAAAUUGUAAAUUAACUUAUGACAACACUCAGAUAGAAUUCUCUCUUAUAGACAUUCUAAAUCGUAAAAAUAUGGGCUAUAUGAUUCAAGACCUUCAGUGCCUGAAGUGUGGUGAAGUCAAACAAGACAAUAUAAUUCCAAGUUGUUCUUGUUCAGGAUUUUUCAAAACAUUAAUAUCAAAAGACAAUUUAAUUAAGACUCUAAAAAUAUUCCGAAUGAUAGCUACAAAAUGCCAAAUGCCGAUUUUAACCGAAAGUGUCCAAUUUAUGUUGACAAAUGUAGAUUAAUAUAAUUUCUUUGUUUGUAAUCUGUAAUUUUAUAAAAAUUAUAGACUCGUUAUAAACUGGUAAAAAAUGUGGAAACACUCUAUGAACCUUAACAAUUAUUUUUUAUUCUAAAACAUUUAACCAUUUAUAAUUAAUAUAUGGUAAGGA
Molecule: messenger RNA, 6937 nt
Organism: Phymastichus coffea
Lineage: Eukaryota; Metazoa; Arthropoda; Insecta; Hymenoptera; Eulophidae
Gene: DNApol-epsilon255
Product: DNA polymerase epsilon catalytic subunit 1
Exons: 24
Coding region: 59-6790 (2243 amino acids)
Biological process (GO): nucleotide-excision repair, DNA gap filling; DNA replication proofreading; DNA replication
Cellular component (GO): nucleus; epsilon DNA polymerase complex
Molecular function (GO): zinc ion binding; single-stranded DNA 3'-5' DNA exonuclease activity; nucleotide binding
Source: RefSeq, a predicted model, not a curated record